Doryrhamphus excisus (bluestripe pipefish) is the source of this 3771-nucleotide messenger RNA. It is a transcript of the gene rtn4rl1b, whose product is annotated as reticulon 4 receptor-like 1b. Lineage: Eukaryota; Metazoa; Chordata; Actinopteri; Syngnathiformes; Syngnathidae. Gene Ontology annotation, molecular function: protein binding. Gene Ontology annotation, cellular component: plasma membrane. The record is from RefSeq and is a predicted model, not a curated record.
UAGUGUCGGUCUCUCCAGUUAGAGAGAGGCUGAGCCCGGAGGAAGAGGAGGAUGUAUACAGGCGGCACAACAUCACUUUCUGCCUCCUUGAGCGCGUCGGCUUGCUGAAUGGGUGCAAAGAAGAUACAUCUCUGUUUGGACAACAUCAAACUAUUACCCGGCGACGUUUUGGGAAACGUGUUAUUUUAAGGAUGCAUCCUAGUCCAAUAACUUAUUAGAUUUUGGGAGGAGAUGCAAUUUGAGCGAGACUGACUGUCAGGGCGGAAGGUGGAUUGAUAUUUCUUUUCCUUCAAAUCAGUACACCAUCGAAUGUGUACACCUUUAUAUAUAUAAAAAAAAAACUGAAAUUAUCAUCAUUUAUUCGGACUCAUGGGAUAUACUGCAUGUGGGUAUUUUGGCAACGAUUGCAUCCCAAUCCUAAACCCUCCGAAUGAGCCUGCAUGGAAAAAAAGAUCAUCAUUAUUCAUCUCUGUUGUGACUGACGGGAGUGACAAUUAAGUGACAUUGACACCUAUAGGCGUCGGGAUCAACUUCCAAAGUUAAAGUCUGGAAUAUUUGGAUCCAUGAUUCUCAGAGGACAGGGGCGGAAAUACACUUAAAAGCGGCAAAAUGUUCAAAAGGGGCUGUGGACUGGAGUUCCUGCUGGUCCUCUGUGGCCUGGAGUUUUCCUGGUCGUGCCCCCGUCACUGCAUCUGCUACACGGCACCCAGCACCGUCUCUUGCCAAGCGCAUAACUUCCUGUCUGUCCCCGAAGGCAUACCCCCUGACAGCGAACGCAUCUUCCUUCAGAACAAUAAGAUCCAUCGGUUACUUCGGGGUCACUUCAGCACCAACACAGUGACGCUAUGGAUAUACUCCAAUAACAUCACAUACAUCGAGCCCUCGACCUUCCACGGUUUCACGCUGCUGGAGGAACUGGAUUUGGGAGACAACCGUCACCUACGCUCCCUUGCUGAAGACACCUUCCACGGCUUGAAUCGACUCAGUGCUCUACACCUGUACCGCUGUGGACUGAGCUCACUUCCGAAUAACAUCUUUCAAGGACUAAGAAGCUUGCAGUAUCUCCAUUUACAGCAAAAUCAUUUGAAGUUCCUGCAAGACGACACGUUUGCUGACCUCCAUAAUUUGAGUCACCUGUUCCUCCACGGAAAUCACCUGUGGAGACUCAACCAGAACACUUUCAGGGGUCUCCAGUCCUUGGAUCGCCUCCUUCUGCACCAAAACCAGAUCGAGUGGGUUCACCACCUGGCAUUCCAUGACCUCAAACGUCUCACCACGCUCUACUUGUUCAAUAACUCACUCAUGCAACUGUCGGGGGAGUGCCUGGACACGCUGCCUGCUCUGGAAUACCUGCGCCUCAAUGACAAUCCUUGGUCAUGUGACUGCAAGGCCAUCACACUAUGGGAGUGGUUGAAACGUUUUAGGGGCUCAACGUCUUCAGUGGGUUGCAUGGCGCCCGUCGAUAUGCUCGGGAAAGACCUGAAGGAGCUACGAAAGGAAGACUUCUCCGACUGUUUACCAAAUUCGGAAUCUCGAGCCCAAACCAACAAUUUAUCCGGCACCGUCAGCCCACCGUCAAUGAAUCGGGGCGUCGUGGCAGGUUCAGGCGGCCAGAGCAAUGUAGUGCACCCUUCGAGGCCCGGCCGUCCUCGCAACUGCCAGAAGACUCGCAAUCGAGGAAGCAAAGGGAAAAACGACAACGAGGUCCACCACUCAAAGGAGGUUAUGGCGGACAAGGAGGACACAUCUCCGGAUUUCUCCGACGGAGGAAAACACGAUCACACAUCUCCGGAUGGCACCGUCACGAGAAGGAAGCACAAGUGUGUUCCGCGGACCACUGUCCGACCCCCGAGUGGGGUUCUGCAAGCCAAUAACAGGGCGUCCUUAUCUCAGCCCUUAAUACACAUCUACGUACUUCUGGUUGCCUUGACAACAAAUACAGACUUGAUCCUCCGUUGAGCUACACAGGGCUCGGUAAAUGGUCAUCACAAAACGCAUAACCCUAAACAACCCCUCUCUCGAACCUGCACUACAAGGCCCUGGUGUCUUUUAUGUAUGUGUGUGUGUCGGAGUGUGAUUAUGUGUAAGUGUUGUGUAGGAAGUGUAACCAUUCAGAUGAGCACAAGCAUCAAACACCCACAACGGAAAAUCUUGCAAGGAGUCCGACGAACUGAUUCAUGCAGACCAAGCGUGCACUGCCACGUUUCAUCGUUUAUGUGUCUUUUAGUUGGUAUAAGCUACGGAUCGUAACCAAUCAGAAGACGGCAAAACGGGGGUGGAGGAACCAAGUCAUAAAUGUAGUCUUCUGCAAAAAACACUCAUUCAUUCAUUGAUUCACUUGGUACCGCUUUUUUCCUCACAAGGGUCGCAGAGGGGGUGCUGGAGCCUAUCCCAGCUGUCUUCGGGCGAGAGGCGGGGUACACCCUGGACUGGUCGCCAGCCAAUCACAGGGCACAUAUAGACAAACAACCAUUCACACUCACAUUCAUACCUAUGGACAAUUUGGAGUCGCUAAUUAACCUAGCAUGUUUUUGGAAUGUGGGAGGAAACCGGAGUACCCGGAGAAAACCCACACAUGCACGGGGACAACAACAUGCAAACUCCACACAGAGAUGGCCGAGGGUGGAUUUGAACCCUGGUCUCCUAGCUGUGGGGUCUGUGCGCUAACCACUAGACCGCCGUGCCGCCCCUAUUCCGGUCACUUGAUCCGCCUAUUCUUUAUCAGGUUAAAAAAGUGAAGAUUUGACCAUAAAUAAUCAUUAUAAGACCCAGGAAUGUAAAUAUUCCUCUACAAAAUGGAAUUUAUAGCCACUCCUGAUUUAAGGCCAUAAACGAUACGUACAUACGUCGAUAAUACAAAAAUAACUCACGACUGGAUUUGAAGCUGCUACUGUACGUAACUGUGUCAGGAUGCUGAGGACCGCCAUUUUCAUUCCAGAUGAAUCCGUGAGUCUGUCCGUACUUUGUGAUCCUUUGUUUCAGAUUUCUAAGACACAGAAUGGACCUAGUGUUGAAUCCAUAUUGCAGGGCCAGCAGGGGGGGCGGACGGGAAGGGUUCUUCCAGUUUCCCAGUCAACUGAGAACUGACAACCUCCAUCUCUUACUGACAAUGUUCAUCCACUUUUCCUUUUUCUAUGUAAGCUGGAGCCUAUUCCAGAUGAAGCGAGGACUGGGUCGCCCAGCACUGACAUAUUUUUUUUUCCAGAAUGACUUAAAAAAUGGCAUACAGGACUUUUAAAAACAAUGUGUGCAUAAAUAAAUGGUGUGAUUAAAUCCAGUAUAAAAGAAGAUUUCUAAAAGGAGCAUGGUGAAAAAAGGAAGGACGCAGGACCGCAAGGGGUUCCUAAAAAAGACGCUGUACAGAACAGACAAUUGAACGUUACGCCGAACUGGAGCGUAUGUGCCUCCCUCUGAUGGACUUUGAUGACGUGAUGGUCUUUGUAUCAAUGAUGUAACAACGGAAAACAAUGGUGAUACUAUAAAAAUUACUGUCUUACUAUGAGAAAAAAAAAUAUCAGUGGCAUCAAUUAUGAUAACAGGGUUUUUUGCUCCUUAAAUCGGGAGCUGUUUUAUUUGAUCAAGGUCAUUUUUCAAGGUCAACCUUCAUUUGUUAAUGCACAGGUGUCAUUUGCGUCUUUUCUCAGUCUAUUGUUUAGCAUUUGUGUGUUUUUUUUUUUUUGCUGCCAUGAUUCCGUUGUUCUGUGCGGCUUCACCUAAGACUACAAAAAAUGUUUAUAAAGAUAUUAAAGUCUAUAUCUUCUUAUGUCUCAC